CCAGAAACUCUCCAGCACAAGCAGUGUGCUUUCUGCCGAGAAGGAUGAGUCUGCGGCUCCCAAACCCCGCACCGGCAAGGUGGCAGCAGAGGGGAAGGAGGAUAAAGCAGAAACACCAAAGCAGAAGUUGUUAGACCUGAUUGGUGAUAUGAAAGUAGAAAUGAGCUACAGCAAGAAGCUUCAACAGUUAAAAACACGCGAGGUCAAAAAGCAAGCCACGGACAGUGGGGACAGGGAGGGUGCUGUGCCUCAGAGAUCCACGGAAGGCGUCCAGCGAGGCAAGCCUUUAAAUCCAGAAUUGGUGGAGGCAGCUUCUGCAGUUGCCUCUUCCCUGCCACUCAACAAGAAACAGACAGAAUCAGAAUUGCUUGCACAGUUAAGACGGCAUGAAGAAAUCACAGACAAACAGAAAAAGGGGACGACUCUUGACUUACGCAACGUUCUUGCCGAGAUGGCAGUCAAGAGGCAGUCCCCAGCGCAGCGAGGCGUGAGCAUAUCCAACCGCAUUUCCCUGGAUUUGGAUGAGGACCUUCAAAGGAAGCCUGGAAGACUAUUACCUCAGUCUCUUGUCUCUGGAAGAAGUCUCAAAGUAGGAAGGAGGCUUAAUAUAUUCACUAAGGCUUCUACAGCAGCACAAAAUGCACUGGAAACAGUCUCUCCACCAACAAUUUGGGAUCUGGAAUUUGCCAAGGAGAUUGCAGCAGUAACUGCACAGCCUCCCCGGAACGGCUUUGAGGAGAUGAUCCAGUGGACCAAAGAAGGAAUCCUGUGGGAGUUCCCAGUGGACAAUGAAGCUGGCAUGGAGGAGGAUGCUGAGUUUCAUGAACAUAUCUUUCUGGAGAAACACCUGGAAGGCUUCCCCAAGCAAGGGCCCAUUCGCCACUUCAUGGAGCUCGUCAUCUGUGGGCUGUCCAAAAACCCUUACCUCACUGUUAAGCAGAAGAUUGAACAUAUUGAGUGGUUCCACAAUUAUUUUGAGGAAAAGAAGGAAUUUCUUCAAGAGAUUUGAGACUUGGGGAAGUGCUUAACCUCGAAAUGAAAUAGCCUUGUGUCAGAAGCUGAUGAUUUCUUCUAAUGGAAGCACUCUCAAUGCCUGAUGUG
Dryobates pubescens (Downy woodpecker) is the source of this 1101-nucleotide messenger RNA. RefSeq names its product mitochondrial ribosomal protein S31 (gene MRPS31). The record is from RefSeq and is a predicted model, not a curated record. The coding region runs from base 149 to 1009 and encodes 286 amino acids. Gene Ontology annotation, molecular function: structural constituent of ribosome. NCBI's taxonomy places the organism in Eukaryota, Metazoa, Chordata, Aves, Piciformes, Picidae. The transcript is spliced from 6 exons. Gene Ontology annotation, cellular component: mitochondrial small ribosomal subunit.